Prunus armeniaca (apricot) is the source of this 411-nucleotide messenger RNA. Lineage: Eukaryota; Viridiplantae; Streptophyta; Magnoliopsida; Rosales; Rosaceae. The record is from the annotation of a GenBank genome assembly.
AUGGAUGUUGUGCUCUGGGAACACGACUUAUAUUUUUUAGCAGCACAGCCAGUGAAAAGUGAUCGGUCUCCCCCGUUUAGUCCUUCAAGCAUGGAGAAUCUACUUCAAAACGAUCGGUCACCAAAGGAAAGUGACCAGUUGCCCCUCUUAGUUCUUCGAACAUGGAGAACCUGCUUCAAAAUGACCGGUCGCCAGAGGAAAAUGACCAGCUAUCUCCACGCUGUCAAACUUAAGAAGAGGAAAUUGAACCAAGGCAUAGAGCCUACAUAUCAGCUUCCAGAAAGAAAGAACCGUGGCAAACCUCAAGUACAAUAUGAAGCGGAUCUUAAAGCCAAGGGGAAAUACCCCAUCAAUAAUUAUAUAUCUCUCAACCGAUUAUCAGUGGCACAUGCGCACUUUGUGAAGCCAUGA